Messenger RNA from Nymphaea colorata (pocket water lily), 4674 nucleotides. Its product is annotated as condensin-1 complex subunit CAP-D2. The transcript is spliced from 17 exons. Gene Ontology annotation, biological process: meiotic chromosome condensation; mitotic chromosome condensation; mitotic cell cycle. Bases 170 to 4231 code for a protein of 1353 amino acids. Gene Ontology annotation, cellular component: nucleus; condensed chromosome, centromeric region. Gene Ontology annotation, molecular function: histone binding. The record is from RefSeq and is a predicted model, not a curated record. Lineage: Eukaryota; Viridiplantae; Streptophyta; Magnoliopsida; Nymphaeales; Nymphaeaceae.
ACCACGUUCCAAACUUUGUUGUGGAGAUCAGGAUCUGUUUACAAAGGGCCUUAAUUUUAAUGUCUAACGAUCGAUUACGGGAUCAUGCCAAAAGUUUCCCGCUCUUCAAUUCGAACCUCACUCUUUCACUCUCUCGCUCCCUCCCGAAGAGCGUCACUGUCUGCCAUCCAUGGCGCCCUUCUUCUUCCCCAAAACGAUAACUGAUCUCGAAGAGGAACCAGAGGACCGAAUCAGUCUGUUUGUUCAGCAUCCUGUCGACGUUGCCGUCUUGUCACCUUCCGAGCUCGAGGAGAUUGUCAAAGGCGUUGCCUUCGAUCUAUCGGACAAGGAAUUGUUCUGUGUCGAGGAGCAGGAGUUGUUCGAUCAGAUUUAUUCUUUCGUCAAGGGAUUCCCGCACCUCCUACCACCGUCAAAGAUAACCCUCGUUGAGAGCCUCCGGUCGAAUUUCAGCGUGCUGAUCCCGAACAUAUCCUGCCUGUCGCGGUCUCCUGAAGAAGCGGGAGCACUUUCCGCUCCCGACCGGUUGGCUUCUUAUCUCAACGCAUUCAAAAUCUACACUUACUUCCUGUUAUCCAUCGUCCUCAUCGAGGAGCUCGGUUCCGCGAACCAGGCUUCGCGGGCUCCUGCGUCUAGCCAUCAAAAGGGGAGGAAGAAGCAUGCGGCAGAGUCAUGGAACUGGGAACUACAACGAGGAAAAAUUAUUGGGUUGGUGGCCAAUUCUCUUGAGAUUGACCUUAAGUCAUUGUUUGGUACAUCGGAGUUGGAUGAAAAUUACUUAUCUUUCCUUGUCAGUUCGGCCUUCACUCUGUUCGAGAAUUCGGCAUUACUGAGGGAUGCAGAUGUAAAAGAUGCGCUUUGUAGGAUAGUUGGAAUUUGUGCUACUGGGUAUCACUAUACCAUGCAGUCAGCCGCGUCGAUAUUGCACAUGAUUCACAAGUUUGAUUUCCUUCCAACUCACAUGGCUGAUUUGGUAGGAUGGGCAGAGCACAAAUAUUCAGACGGCAGCCUUGCAGUUGCUUUGAUAAGGGAAAUUAGCCGAAUGAAUCCAAAGGAAUACUCGAGGGACACUUCUGGUGCCGACAACGUGGGAAGAUUCCUAACAGAACUUGCUGACAGGUUGCCAAAGCUUGUGGCUACGAAUGUUGGUAUGCUGGUACCCCACUUUGGAGGCGAGUCAUAUAAGAUUAGAAAUGGACUUAUUGGGGUACUCGGGAAGUUAAUUGCUAAGGCAUUCAAGGAUGUCGAUGGAGAUCCAACUGGAGUAGCACUUCGACUGCGUGGUAAGCAGGCAAUGCUGGAAAUCAUGCUGGAGAGGUGUAAAGAUAUUUCAGCAUAUACUCGAAGCAAAGUUCUUCAGGUAUGGGCAGAUCUUUGUGAAGAACAUGCAGUACCCAUUGGAUUGUGGAAUGAGGUUGCAGAGGUUGCUGUUGGGCGGCUUGAAGAUAAGUCUGCACUCGUGAGAAAAUCUGCACUGAAUCUACUGAUCACAAUGUUGCAGCACAAUCCAUUUGGACCACAGUUGCGAACUGCUUCAUUUGAAGGGACUCUGGAGAAAUACAAGAAAAGGCUUCAAGAACUAUUACCCAAUGGUUCUCCUGAGAGCAGUGAGGUUGAUGAUCCAGCUGAGAGGUGUACCCAGGAGGCAGACUCUCAAAAGGUUCAUGGGCAUGGAAUGGUUGAUCUUGUUGACAAUAAGAGCGACUACAACAUCUUAGAUGGUCUUCCUGAUAGCUGUGCACCUGCUGUUGAAGUAGGCAUUUCAGAUGAUUGUCUGCCAGAUGUUGGAAACUUGGAACAGACUCGUGCAUUGGUUGCUUCACUUGAGGCUGGACUGAGAUUCACGAAGUGCAUAUCAUCAAUCAUGCCGACUCUGGUUCAAUUGUUGGCUUCAUCGUCUGCUUCUGAUGUUGAGAAUGCCAUCCUUUUGUUGAUGAGAUGCAGACAAUUUCAGAUAGAGGGGGCAGAGGAGUCUCUACGAAAAAUGCUGCCACUGGUAUUUUCCCAAGAUAAAGCAAUUUACGAAGCUGUGAUUAGUGCAUUUAUCACAAUCUAUGUAAAGAAAAGCCCCAUGGAAACAGCUAGAAAUUUACUGAUUCUUGCCACAGACUCUAGUAUAGGUGAUCUUGCAGCUUUGGAAUGUGUCAUUAGUUCGUUAGUUUCAAAGGGGGAGAUUCCUUCAAGUACGAUAUCUUCUUUGUGGGAUUUCUUUAAUUUCAAUGUCAGUGGGGUAACUGCAGAACAAUGCCGUGGAGCACUGUCAAUUCUUUGCAUGGCUGCCAAAUCAUCACCAAAGAUCCUUGGGGUUCAUUUGCAAGAAAUUAUAGAUAUUGGCUUUGGACGCUGGGCAAAGGAGGAUCCUUUACUUGCAAGAACUGCAUGUGUUGCACUUCAGAGGCUUUCUGAAGAGGAUAAGGCGAAAAUAAUAUCUGGCGGUGGCAGGGUUUUUGGGGUUUUGCAGAAUAUAAUAAAUGGCUUUGCAUUACCAGAACACAUUUGGUAUGCAGCUGCAGACAAGGCCAUUGCUGCAAUAUAUUCUAUUCAUCCCAGACCUGAGAUCUUGGCUGCUGAAGUUGUUAAAAAGGCUCUGAAUCUUACUUUUCCUUGCAAUGGCACCAGUAAUGUAACUAAUGCUGAAAGUGGGAGUGGAAAUGACAACACCUCAAUAUCUGCGGUUAAAGUUACAAAACUUAGUAGAUUCCUUUUUAUUGUAAGCCAUGUAGCAUUGAGUCAGUUGGUUUACAUUGAGUCUUGCGUUAAGAAAGUCCAGAAACAAAAAAAGAAGAAAGAAACAUCUUCAAUUGAACAGCAGAACGACCCCAAUGGACAUGCAGAACCUUCUGCAGCACCCAAUAAAGAAAAUGCUAUCAAUCGUGAAUUGGGUCUUGCAGCCUCUGAUGAAGCUAGGCUCGAUUCUCUUUCUGAACAAGCUGAGAAGGAUAUUAUUUCAGGUCGUUCAACUGAUAAAAAUUUAAUUGGCCUUUGUGCUCCUCUUGUUGCAAAACUAUGUAGGAACUUUAACUUAAUGCAGCAGUACCCAGAGUUACAGGCUUCUGGUAUGCUGGCUCUCUGCAAGUUGAUGCUAAUUGAUGCUAACUUUUGUGAAGCAAAUCUGCAGCUUCUAUUCACUGUUGCUGAGAAUGCACCACUUGAAGCUGUUCGUUCCAAUUGUACGAUUGCUCUUGGAGAUUUGUCAGUGCGUUUUCCUAAUCUAUUAGAGCCAUGGACAGAGAACAUGUAUGGUCGGCUUCGUGAUCCUGCAGUAUCUGUUCGAAAGAAUGCUGUUCUUGUCCUUUCUCAUCUCAUUCUGAAUGACAUGAUGAAGGUAAAAGGUUACAUUAAUGAAAUGGCUGUUCGAUUAGAAGAUGUGGAUGACAGGAUCUCAAAUUUAGCCAAGUUAUUUUUUCAUGAAUUGUCAAAGAAGGGAAGCAAUCCUGUCUAUAAUUUACUGCCAGACAUUCUUGGCAGACUGUCGAACCAGAACUUGGCUGAAGAAACUUUUUGCAGCAUUAUGCAGUUCCUAAUUGGGUCAAUUAAAAAGGACAAGCAAAUGGAAGGUCUGGUUGAGAAGCUUUGUAAUAGGUUCUGUGGAACGACUGAUGUUAAACAAUGGGAAGGCAUAGCUUACUGCCUUUCACUGUUGACCCUAACAGAGAAAGGAAUCAAGAAACUUAUUGAGUCCUUUAAGAGCUAUGAACAUGCCUUAUCAGAAGAGUCUGUGGUUUCCCAUUUCAGAGUUAUCAUAAACAAGGCAAAGAAAUUUGCAAAGCCAGAGGUGAAAACGUGUGUUGAAGAGUUUGAGGAGAAGAUGAGCAAGCAUCACACAGAGAGGAAAGAGCAAGAGAUGACUGCUCAUAAUGCUUUGUUACAUCAACAGAAAGUGGAAAGCAUAGAAAAGCUGGUGGCCAAGAAGGGCACAAGGGAGGAUAUUCAUUUUGAUAUUGCCACAGGCGAAGUCAUCAAUCCUGACGUGGUAGCAUGCACUGCUGGAACUCCACUUAAUCAACACAAUCUACAUGACCACGAAACAAUGAAAUGCUCUGGAAGUUCAGGUGUGGUAACAGCAUCUGAAGAAGCAGGCUUGGAAGUCCAAUCACCGCUAUCUUCUCAUGAAGGAAUGUCAAAAGCAAAACUUAAUGCCGGCACAUGCCACACAGAAGUCAGAGAGAAAUGUGUUGCCUCUGCCCGCCAUGUCUCUACUACCAAGACAAAGAAAGUAAACAGAAGGUUGUGAUUGGUUUUGAUGCUCAAUCCUUAGCCGUUUGCCACUAGCAUCAAGGGUGUUAUGACUAUUGCUCUUUCCUGCAUCAGCGGUUUGGAGAUAGCAAGAUACAGUCUUACAGUGGCUUGAGCUGCAACUUCAGUUGGCUGUAUGGGCUCUGACAUUGAUUUUCAGAUUAAUAUUUCUCUAUCAAUGAGAUGAAGAAUAGGUAAUCGUGGAAUCUGCCAUCAGCAAUCAGAAGUCAUUCAUCUGUUCCCCAUGAGAAGAGAUCAAUGCUAUAAACAUGAAUGCAGAAGGUAAGCUGGUCACAUGCUGAGUUCUCCGUAGAGAACUUGCUAAACUCAUAUGUAGAAAUGUUUGUUUAUGAUUCUUCUUUAUCACCUAUUGUCACAAAAAACUUGUAUAUGUAUUAUACAGCGAUGAAUUUCUUGGGUAUAAUACUACAAAGUUGUAUA